AAUCCUCCAACAAAUGGAGAAAGUUGUUAAAUGUUUUGUUUGAAAUUUUCAUUCUCAACUCUGCUCUCUCUCUCUCUUUCUUCUUCACUAGACUCAACUUGGCUUACAACCGCACCUCCUUCCUUCUCAAUUUUCUUCCAUCGCACCUCAAAAAUAAAUUGAAAACCCUAACUUUGUUUCUCACCGUCACCCAAUUCCUCCAUGUUGCAGUUGCAUCUCUGUAAAGUUUAUUUUGUCAGUUCGUAGUUAAAAUUGUUUCCAGCGCACCCAAGACAUCCACAAAUUUUGGUUGAUUUCUUCCAGUCUUUGUUAUUCACUUCAAUUGCAGUAUUUCUGGGGAAUUGAAAAUGGCGACGUCAAAUGAGCAGCCGCAGUUCAUAGUAAGCCCAGCAAGAGAGGAUGAGAAUAGAAAUAAUCAUGUUAGAGACAGAUUAAUCGAUACAAUUGAAACUGAACAAAUUGUUGUUUCUGAGAAGAAAAGCUGGAAAAACUUCUUUUCGUACAUGGGUCCUGGGUUCCUUGUCUCCAUUGCAUACAUUGAUCCAGGAAAUUUUGAAACGGAUCUCCAGGCUGGUGCUCAAUUUAAGUAUGAGUUACUUUGGAUCAUAUUGGUGGCAUCAUGUGCUGCCCUCAUCAUUCAGUCUAUGGCAGCUAAUCUUGGGGUUGUUACAGGGAAGCAUUUGGCUGAACAUUGUAGAUUUGAAUACUCAAAAGUGCCAAACUUUAUUUUGUGGAUUUUGGCUGAAAUUGCAAUAGUUGCUUGCGACAUACCUGAAGUGAUUGGAACAGCGUUUGCAUUGAAUAUGCUUUUCAAUAUUCCUGUGUGGGCUGGUGUUCUUCUGACAGGGCUUAGCACUCUUGUCCUACUUGCAUUACAGCAAUAUGGGGUGCGCAAACUUGAAUUCUUGAUUACUUUUUUGGUUCUUACGAUUGCUGCAUGCUUUCUCGCUGAGCUUGGAUAUGCAAAGCCUCAGGGUUCAGAAGUCAUGCGUGGGCUUUUUGUUCCUCAACUCAAAGGAGAGGGUGCAACUGGCCUUGCCAUUUCCUUACUUGGUGCUAUGGUUAUGCCACACAAUCUCUUCCUCCAUUCAGCAUUAGUACUUUCCAGAAAAAUACCACGUUCUGCUAGUGGUAUUAAGGAAGCUUGUAGAUUCUACCUGAUAGAAAGUGGAUUUGCUCUAGCAGUGGCAUUCCUUAUUAAUGUAUCUGUCAUAGCUGUCAGUGGAGCAGUUUGCAGUUCCUCAACUUUGAACCCGGAAGAUCAGAAGAGCUGCCAAGACUUGGACUUGAAUGAAGCAUCUUUUCUACUCAAGAAUGUCUUAGGCAACUGGAGUUCAAAGCUUUUUGGAAUAGCAUUGCUAGCAUCUGGUCAGAGCUCCACGAUAACUGGGACUUAUGCUGGCCAAUAUGUCAUGCAGGGUUUUCUUGAUUUACGAAUGGAGCCAUGGCUUAGGAACUUGUUGACUAGAUGCUUGGCUAUCGUCCCCAGUUUGGUUGUUGCACUUAUUGGUGGUUCUUCAGGAGCUGGAGAGUUGAUCAUUAUUGCUUCGAUGAUCUUAUCGUUUGAACUCCCAUUUGCUCUCAUUCCACUUCUCAAAUUUACCAGCAGUAAGGCUAAGAUGGGUGUCCAUGCUAACUCAUUCAUGCUUUCGGCAGUGACCUGGAUGAUUGGGUCGUUGAUCAUGGUCAUUAACAUUUACUUCAUUGCAAGCAGUUUUAUCAAGCUACUGAUACACAGCAAGUUAAAACUAGUAGCUGCCAUAUUUUGUGGAAUACUCGGGUUUUUGGGAUUACUGAUAUAUUUGUCUGCAAUUGCAUACCUUGUGAUCCGUAAAAACAGGGAGAGUAGCCAGCUCCUUGCACUAACAAGGCGUGAAGAUCAACAAAUUCCUCGAGAAGACAUAGUUAACAUGCAACUGCCUCAAAGAAGGACAAAUGCAGACGGUAUUGAAUAAUUGGUGAGAGCCUUAAUUUUAGAUUAAAAUGGGAAAAAUAUUCAUGAACUUCUCUGAAAUAUUUCAUGUCAACAACUGGACUUCAAAAUUGUCGAAUUUCUGGAUGGUCUUAACUGAUACAGUAUAUUUGAGAAAGUUCAUGAAUAUUAUUCUUGCUUUUAGCUUAUAACAUUAGGUCUCUGCAUCAUUAGUGUAAACAGUCAUGGGUUAUGGUGAAAAGUGUGAUGUUAUUAUUAGCUACUAGGAGGUACUAGAUUUGGAAUAAUAGUGAUAGACAAACAUUUGGCCUUGUACAUGAAGAUUUGCCACUUUUGGAUCUUGACAUCUAAUUUCUCUGAAUGCAUAAUAUAUAUUGUAAUCACAUUUUGCUGAUAAUUGAUAUAUUAUACUUCCUCCGUCUU
Molecule: messenger RNA, 2356 nt
Organism: Spinacia oleracea (spinach)
Lineage: Eukaryota; Viridiplantae; Streptophyta; Magnoliopsida; Caryophyllales; Amaranthaceae
Product: metal transporter Nramp6
Exons: 14
Coding region: 348-1955 (535 amino acids)
Biological process (GO): iron ion transmembrane transport; manganese ion transport
Cellular component (GO): plasma membrane
Molecular function (GO): manganese ion transmembrane transporter activity; cadmium ion transmembrane transporter activity
Source: RefSeq, a predicted model, not a curated record